CGCUCCCACCCGGAUCUCCUCUGGGAUCUCCUCCGGCGCCCGGGGCCGGAGCGUGGGGGAGGGAGGAGGUCGGACACGUAGCCUGCCUCGCAGCAGGGCUCUACUCCACGCGGGAGGGCGGGGGAGCCGGGGACCCGCCGCUCCAGCCCGCUGGCCUUCGAAAGAUCCUCCUGGGCCAAUGGCAGGCGGGGCGACGCGACCCGAUUGGUGCAGGCGCUCUGCUGAUCGCUGUGGAAACCCGGGCGGCAGAGAACGCGGGAGGAUGAGGAACCCGAGGCGGGGGGAGCCGGAGGGGCGGGCAGAGGAGGUGUCGAGGCCCUGAGCUCCCGGGGAGUUUUUACUGGAGGCAAAAGUCCAUAGCGGGCGGGCUGAGGGAGGGGCGGAGGAAGGGGACUGCUUUGGGGCACUGGGAAGCCAGGGAUCCUCCGCCAGGAAGGCAGGGACACUCCCGAGCACAGACGAGGAGGCUGGGGGAGGGGGCGCGGUGGGAGGAGUAGGAGAAGACAAAAGCCGAAAGCGAAGAGGGCCCGGGCUGCACACACCGGCUGGGAGGCAGCCGUCUGUGCAGCGAGCAGCCGGCGCGGGGAGGCCUCAGUGCACCGGGCGUCACAAUAGGCAGGCAGCAUGGGGAAGGGGGGUAACCAGGGCGAGGGGGCCGCCGAGCGCGAGGUGCCGAUGCCCACCUUCAGCUGGGAGGAGAUUCAGAAGCAUAACCUGCGCACCGACAGGUGGCUGGUCAUUGACCGCAAGGUUUACAACAUCACCAAAUGGUCCACCCAGCACCCGGGGGGCCAACGGGUCAUCGGGCACUACGCUGGAGAAGAUGCAACGGAUGCCUUCCGCGCCUUCCACCCUGACCUGAAAUUCGUGGGCAAGUUCUUGAAACCCCUGCUGAUUGGUGAGCUGGCCCCAGAAGAGCCUAGCCAGGACCACGGCAAGAACUCGAAGAUCAUUGAGGACUUCCGGGCCCUGAAGAAGACGGCUGAGGACAUGAACCUGUUCAAGACCAACCACGUGUUCUUCCUCCUCCUCCUGGCCCACAUCAUUGCCUUGGAGAGCAUCGCGUGGUUCACCGUCUUUUACUUUGGCAAUGGCUGGAUUCCUACCCUCAUCACGGCCUUUGUCCUUGCUACCUCUCAGGCCCAAGCUGGAUGGCUGCAACACGACUAUGGCCACCUGUCUGUCUACAGGAAACCCAAGUGGAACCACCUUGUCCACAAGUUCGUCAUUGGCCACUUAAAGGGUGCCUCUGCCAACUGGUGGAAUCAUCGCCACUUCCAGCACCACGCCAAGCCUAACAUCUUCCACAAGGAUCCCGAUGUGAACAUGCUGCAUGUGUUUGUCCUGGGCGAAUGGCAGCCCAUUGAGUACGGCAAGAAGAAGCUGAAAUACCUACCCUACAAUCACCAGCACGAAUACUUCUUCCUGAUUGGGCCGCCGCUGCUCAUCCCCAUGUAUUUCCAGUACCAGAUCAUCAUGACCAUGAUCGUGCACAAGAACUGGGUGGACCUGGCCUGGGCCAUCAGCUACUACAUCCGGUUCUUCGUCACCUACAUCCCUUUCUACGGCAUCCUGGGAGCCCUCCUUUUCCUCAACUUCAUCAGGUUCCUGGAGAGCCACUGGUUCGUGUGGGUCACACAGAUGAAUCACAUCGUCAUGGAGAUUGACCAGGAGGCCUACCGCGACUGGUUCAGUAGCCAGCUGACAGCCACCUGCAACGUGGAGCAGUCCUUCUUCAACGACUGGUUCAGUGGACACCUUAACUUCCAGAUUGAGCACCACCUCUUCCCCACCAUGCCCCGGCACAACUUACACAAGAUCGCCCCGCUGGUGAAGUCUCUAUGUGCCAAGCAUGGCAUUGAAUACCAGGAGAAGCCGCUACUGAGGGCCCUGCUGGACAUCAUCAGGCCUUUCACUCUGGUGGACCCACUGACGGUGGCCUUCAAGGUUGCAAGACCCUGGCAAGCACGCCUCCCACCCUCUGCCAUGUGCCUGUGACCCGCCUCCAGGAUGGCGACCAGCCCAGGCCUCCCAACCCUGCCAGUCGGAAAUCUAUGGGUCCUUCACCCAUAACAACCAGGGGGCUUGGAGUUGGGGAUACUGAAGGCCAGAUGGACGCUGGGGCUAUGAGGACACCAGGUAAAACUUGACCCAGUCUCACCGGGCACUUGGAGCUUCUCUGUGACUUCCCCAGCCCCACCUUGCCCUUGAAUACUUCCCUGGGUCAAGAAGCUGAGAACAUUCAUAUCUUCUCUCUGCUUAACCGCCCCCUCCUGUCCCUGUACUCAGCUGACCCCCUUGCUAACACACCCAGAACUGUGAGUUUCUAAUCCCUGUCCCCUGCCAAAGUCAUGGUGCCCCAAUAUUCAAGGCCCUGGGUGAUCAAACCCCAACACCUCCAUCACAGGCGAAGAGGCUGAGCCCAGAGAGAGGACAGCACUGGUCUGAGGCCACACAGCAGCAGGAUCCUGCUCCUAACCCGCAGGCCCCUGGCCACCUCUCCUGCACAGAAAGGGCUGUUCCCAGACCCUACCCCCAUCAUAUCAAAUGUCAGACAGCUCCCAGGAGGCCCAGCGGCUGGCUGGAGGGGUGGGGGCAGUGGAGGGCAGUUAGUCUCUGUGGAGGAGAUAAGAGCGGGGUAGCUACACAGAUAAAAGGGUAUCAGCUUUGUGGGUGGUGGGGGCAUCUGCAGCACCCCAAGCCUAGGCUGUGUGUGUGUGGGCACGGGGGGUGGUGCUGUGGCACCACAGGCGGAUCCUUGGGGUGUCUGGCUGGACACUCUGAAGCCCUCUGUGCCUACUGGGAGGGGAGAGGAAGCGUUUACCCACCUGGGGCUGGGCUUGGGCUGCCAUCAGGAGCGGCUGGUCAUUGCUUGUGUGACACAGUGCCUUGGGCCCAUUGGGACUCCUCAGCUGGCCUGGCUGCACCCUCCCCUGAGGUGUGCCCCUCUGGACAAGAAGCUGCCUCUCAAAGAGUCCCUGUUCCAACAUCUGAGAGGGAAAUGGGGUGCCGUGGGGGCUGCCUGCCCCAGGCUGAAACGCCACUGCCCUUGGGACUGGUUUUCCUUUUCUGAACCAGACUGGCUUCAUGUGGCCAGUGCACAUCCAGAACAAGCAGCCACCCACCGUGCUGAGAUUUCAGGAUCACGUCCCCAUCGUCCUCCACCAUCACACUUUGCUUUGGAUUUUAAGGGCGUUCAGGUCUUUCUUCUCCAUUGUCCCAUUCAAGAGCAAGUGUCCAAGAGAAAGAGUGACAGCAGCCAAGAGCUUGGAAUAGGCCAAGCUCCCAGUACUCGUGGUGGCUCACUGCCUGAGGACAUAGUGCGGUGGGGGGAGGAACCUUGAGAAGCCCACGGCCUGUCCUGUCACAAAGGAGUUUGUUGACCCCCUGCCCGCCACCAGCUACUCCCAACAUGCCAGGCAGGGGCUGGCUCUUGGGCAUCAUCAUUUCCAACAUCUGCCUGGGCUGGGAGACCCGAAGAAAUGUUAAUGAUCAAAGGAACAAACCAACGCUGCAGUUACAGCUUCCCUCCGGAGCUGUUUUUCCUCUGGGCCCAUGCCUCUUGUACAGACAAUAAAAAAGGAACACGGUCUCAGAGGCUCAGAGGUUCCACCAAAGCCUCUUUCCUUUUACAAACCUGGCCCCAGUGCACUAAGCCUUUGUUCUGAGUCUAAGAGACCUACAGAUGGAGAAGGGGGACUUCAACUCAGGACUGAGGGUGACCUUUUCCCAGGGGAUCUAGCAUGGGGGCCAGUGGGGCAAGAGCAAAGAUUCCCCUGCCAGUGAUGGAUCCCAGGCAGUCCAGAGAAACCUAGGCGUGGCUGCUGAGGGCGGGGCCUCCCAGGGGUUCGCGAAGCAAGUUACCAGGGGCAGCAGGGAGCACGGCCAGCCCCACACUGGCGCAGAUGCUCCGGGCGCCCGUGGGUGGCGCUGCAGGCUCGGCUGUUGUGGGUCCUCGGUGUUAGCAUCUCCCUGGAGAGUGCCUCGGAGCCAGCGCACAGCGAUCUCUACCAGGGUGUGGACGGAGGGAAUGCCAUUCGGAGCCUGCCCUGGCUCAGGGCACCCGCGUGGCACCAGGAGCCAACGGGAUUUAAACAGGCAGUGACAGGAAGGGGGAGUCCCCGCAGAGGGAACAGCCUGUGCAGAGACCCUGAAUGCAAGGCGCGCCCUGGGUAUGAGAAGUGUGUGUGUCUGAGGCAGGAAGUACCUUUCAAGGAGCAUCCAGUCUUACCCUUGGUUGAAAACUGAGGCUCAGGGAAGGCAAAGAACUUGUCCCAGGUGACAGAGCAAAUGGUCACCUUGGGGAAUUGGGUUGUGUGCACGAAAUUUGUGAAUAAACUUCUGAGCCUGC
Macaca mulatta (Rhesus monkey) is the source of this 4351-nucleotide messenger RNA. It is a transcript of the gene FADS2, whose product is annotated as fatty acid desaturase 2. Gene Ontology annotation, biological process: lipid metabolic process. The record is from RefSeq and is a predicted model, not a curated record. Gene Ontology annotation, cellular component: membrane. Gene Ontology annotation, molecular function: oxidoreductase activity, acting on paired donors, with oxidation of a pair of donors resulting in the reduction of molecular oxygen to two molecules of water. Lineage: Eukaryota; Metazoa; Chordata; Mammalia; Primates; Cercopithecidae.